AUGAACAACAGGCGCUCUGUAACCCUCUGUGGUCUCUGGUCCCUCAGCCACAUUUCCCCUUGUGCUUAUUUGGUUCUCCCUGUUCAUGUUGCUUUCAUGCCGGAGUCUUGUUUACUGGCUAUCUGAUUUCCUUGCAAAUGUCAAGUUGGAAUUUGGGGCACAGCAGAGUGAAAAGCAUUUCUGGCUUCUGAAUUAGGAAUUUGAUUUUUGUUGGCUGAAGACAGUUUGCUUUGCGGCUGGCUGUCAUGAUCAUUGCUACAGCCCGGGACCUGGAGUGGGUCUCCCUUGCCCUGCUGAAGGGCAUGCUUCCUGCCCAGAGAGUAUCUGGUGUGGACCUGGAAGGCUUCUUCAGCCCUAUAAGGACUAAUGACAGGCUGGGGCAGGACACCAUGUGCUGAGGGACAAAUCUGGGAGGGAAGGGCAUCCUUGAAACUAGCCAGUGAAACCUAAUUUCAUCAUGUAGGUCCAGGAGAAUUCCCAAGGCAUUAGGUCAGCCUCUUCUGUUGUCCUCUGGAUACCUUGUGCCAGGGUCUAAGCUGGUCUUGGCAAUGUCACAGGGAGCCAGAUCUCCAUUGUGAGGCUGGGUCCCACCAGUGGACUCUGAACUCAGAAGAGUAAGAAAUAUUUCCCCUGGGCCUGGCCCAGGUAUCCCAGCCCAUGUGGUGGUAAAAUGACUCUUUGGUAGAUGUGGCAGGUGCAAGGUAGUGGGUGUCUGAGGAGGUUGCCGACUCAGCUCCAAACAGCCCCUUUUCCUGCCCUCGGUGGGCCAUGUUCCCAGACUGUAUUUUGGUUAGUGUGACAGAGCCCCAGAGUCAUCUGGCCUGGGCACAAGCUCUGUCCUUCCCCACCCACAAGAGAGAGCGCUCCCAUAAAAGGGCUGAGCGCUCUGCUCCCUUGCUGGGCGUGUGGAGAGCAAGGGGGGGACCAUGGACUUCAUCAGCAUUCAGCAGUUGGUAAGUGGAGAAAGAGCUGAUAGGAAAGUGUUGGAGUUUGGACAUAGAGUUCCCGAUCCUGGAGGCUGGCCUAGUGACUGGAGGCUCGGACCCCAAGAGGCCGUGGCCCGGGAGAAACUGAAGUUGGAGGAAGAGAAGAAAAAGAAACUGGAAAGAUUUAACAGCUCCAGACUGACUCUGGACAAUAUGAAAGACUUGGAAAACUUGCUUCAAAGACGAAGAGAAAAGCGACUGAGACACAAAGUCCCCCCCAGGGAACCUGAGCCUGUGGUUGAGCCGCAGCCCCAGGGCCCACUGGAGCCUGUGGACCUGGACACCUUCCUCAAGGCAGCUGUCAAGAAUCAGGAAGCCCUGAUUGACAAGUACCUGACGGAUGGAGGGGACCCCAACGCCCAUGACAAGCUCCACCGCACAGCCUUGCACUGGGCCUGUCUGAAGGGCCACAGACAGCUGGUGAACAAGCUGCUGGCGGCAGGGGCUGCUAUAGAGGCACGGGACUUGCUGGACAGGACGCCUGUAUUCUGGGCCUGCCGUGGAGGACACCUGGACAUUCUCAAGCUGCUGCUUAACCAGGGAGCUCAGGUCAAUGCACAGGACAAGAUCUGGAGCACCCCUCUCCAUGUAGCAGUGCGCACGGGCCACACUGACUGCCUGGAGCACCUCAUUGAGUGUGGCGCCCACAUCAAUGCACAGGAUAAGGAAGGGGACACAGCACUCCAUGAGGCUGUGCGCUAUGGGCACCACAAAGCUACAAAGCUGCUGCUGCUCUAUGGAGCCAAGUUGGGCAUGAAGAAUGUGGCCUCCCUGACACCAGUGCAGCUGGCACGAGACUGGCAGCGGGGUAUCCGGGAAGCACUACAGGCCCAUGUGGGGCACCCCCGUACCCGAUGCUGAUGACUUUGACCCGUGGGUCACUCCUUACUACCAUUCCACACCCACUUUUCCACCCACUUCUAAGUGGUUCUCUGCUCCAGUCCUGAUUCUCUCUGGCUUUGCUUCUUUCAGCCCGAGGCAACAGGUAGAACAGGCUCCCUGGGUUUCAGUGAGGGAGACUGUGUUCCCUGUCACGGCUGGAGCAGAACCAUAAGCAAGAAGUGGGUCCAGACAAGGGCCAAGGCCAGAGCAGGAAGUGAACAGACCGGCACUACCCACAGCUGGGCCUAGGCCUCUGUCUAUCAAUCCUAGGAUCGGAAGACUGGCCUUGGCCUGUUCAGUAGAGAUUCAGAUGUGGCCAGCAGCUGCAGGGUACAAGAGAAGAAACAGGCUACCUAAGUACCAGGCAUGGGUGGAGUUUCCCCAGGGACUCCACUCCUAUCAGCAGCAACCCUGAGAACUUGUGGAGUAGUUCUAGGCACCUCUCGUCCUCAGACUCCGGGGGUGGUUCUGGCAGGCUGAGGGGCAUGACUAGAGGAUCGCGGCCCCUCAGAUGUCAGUACCUACCAGGUUGCCCCAGAAGCUGGAGACCGGUGGACUGGAACUAGUGUGUACUCUGGGAAAGCUCCACCUCAGGGCUUCAAGCAGCUCUGCUUGUCUGCCAGGUGCUGGGGAGUGCUUGUGGCCCACUCAACUUUUGGGGCGGCGGCCCGCACCCCUAGCUUACCUAAGGCUCUAUUGCCCCCUGGUAAUGGAGGAAGCACCUGGACUAAGCUCUGUGCCCUGCACACUGAGUUGAGCACCUUGCUGUGGGACACAGUCACAGACCCUUGCAAACAGGUAGUGUAAUGAGGACUUCACACAGGCACACGCUCCUUCCCCUUCCAGCUGUUUCCAGUUCACCGGUGCAGACCUGUACUACUGGCAGGGCUGGCCCCUAAUAUGCCAGAAAGUUGAUGCUGGGCCCUCCACUGAGGCCACAGGUUGAACCAAGGGCUAAAAGGUGAAGGCUUUGCCUCCCUCACACAGCUCUGAGCUGACAUUCAUUUUUGCAAGUUAUUUUUAGUCUAAUUUUGGCAGCCUCUCUGCCCGUUACUAUGUGAAAGACUAGUGCACCUUCCUAAAGGCACAUACCUUUUUAUGGGCAGGCCUUGCCCUGUUGUGACAGCCAGUGGGCACCUAGACAACCUGUACCAUGGGCAACAGACAUUCAAGACUACUCAAUAUGACGACUCCUCAGAAAUGAGGACACUUAAAUGACACACAAAGCCACCUUUUUAUACAGAACAUUGUUUUCUCAUUAAACUGAUUAUCUACCACA
This is a messenger RNA of Myodes glareolus (Bank vole), 3147 nucleotides long. It is a transcript of the gene Ankrd23, whose product is annotated as ankyrin repeat domain 23. NCBI's taxonomy places the organism in Eukaryota, Metazoa, Chordata, Mammalia, Rodentia, Cricetidae. Gene Ontology annotation, molecular function: transcription cis-regulatory region binding; protein binding. Gene Ontology annotation, biological process: positive regulation of transcription by RNA polymerase II. Gene Ontology annotation, cellular component: nucleus. The record is from RefSeq and is a predicted model, not a curated record.